Messenger RNA from Alosa alosa (allis shad), 1956 nucleotides. RefSeq names its product transcription factor 24-like. Gene Ontology annotation, biological process: regulation of transcription by RNA polymerase II; developmental process. The record is from RefSeq and is a predicted model, not a curated record. Lineage: Eukaryota; Metazoa; Chordata; Actinopteri; Clupeiformes; Clupeidae. The transcript has 3 exons. Bases 688 to 1239 code for a protein of 183 amino acids. Gene Ontology annotation, molecular function: protein dimerization activity; RNA polymerase II transcription regulatory region sequence-specific DNA binding; DNA-binding transcription factor activity, RNA polymerase II-specific.
GAAACUGUGUAUGCUUUCUGCAACUACAAACACUAUGGAAAUAUCCUCUUACUAGCGCAUUACUGAGAAUUGUUAAACUAAUCUAGAGGUCAACUGCAGUUUUUGCAAGAUGCAGAUGAACGAUGGGAGCACUUGUAAAAACAUCAGCUAUUUCGAUUAAAUAUUUAAAAGAACUCCCUCUCACGAACCAUGUGCUUUUAUAUGCUAUUAACGUACACUAUUUAUCUCUAGAUUGAGGUCUAGCAAGAAAUACGAGAUGAUCCCCCAACGGCAGGAAAAAAUGCUGCCUCUGGCGUUGAAAAUAGGUCUUCACUCUCCGAUAGAAAUACGUUGCGAAAGUGAAAAGAGCAAGGAGCCUCGGUGGCUGCCAGGGAGUUUUAAGGGUUUUUGAUUAAUUGCACCAGAGUGAAAGACUUGUCAGCUCUUUGCGUUACCAAUAAAUUAGAGGCUCCUGAGACUUCUGCAGUCAUUCAGGUAUAAGCGCAACGUGUGCAGGGGCAUCACCGCACCUCCAGUAACCUCGCCCGGUUUAUAUAGAUUUUUGGGGACUUGAAACUGGACUAGUUGGCUUUGCAUCUCCUGAGCGGAGCAGCAAGAAGCCACGUAUGUGUGUUGAGACACAACUACUUUGAUGUAUGCAGUACGUUUACAUCAUUGCAUAGGAGAAAAGGUUUAGAAGUGGUCCCUAUGGUUGGAAGACAGACGAUCCGCAUGGAUGGUGGAAAUGGUCCACUGACAGUUAUGGAUGAGAGUCCCACGUCAAGCCCCAACUCUAGUCCCAGUCCCGACAUGCUAUCGACUGAAAGCCGGCGCACUGAGGCCCUGUCUCGCUCCAGGGUGGUCCCGGGCAGCAGUCUUGGAGGCAGAGGACGUCCUGCCGCAGCUAACGCCGCCCGGGAGAGGAAUCGGGUGCAAACACUCAGACAUGCGUUCUUGGAGCUACAGAGAACUUUGCCAUCAGUGCCACCGGACACGAAACUGUCCAAGCUCGAUGUUUUGAUUUUAGCCACUACGUAUAUUGCCCAUUUGACACGAACCUUGCAGGAGGAAGGAGUUGAAGAGGGAGAGAGCACGAGACAAACCGAGGCAUUACAGUCACUCAAAGGUGAUGGAUACCUGCACCCUGUAAAGAAAUGGCCCAUGCGAUCACGGCUGUAUGUAGGCGCUUCAGGACAGUUCCUAAACACCCAGACUGAUAAUCAAGCAGCAUCGUCAUCGUCAUCCUCCCAAACGAAUUAACUUGCAUGUCAAUCUUUUUGAGUCAACAAAGGACUGUUUUUUGUUUGUUUUGUUGAAGGUUGAUGAGUCUUUUAUAGGCUAGCCUAUUUCCAGUUUUCUUGUCUGUCUCUCAACCAUGCAAAGCAUUUGGGUUUGGAUCUUCAACUGUAGGCCUACACCAAUCCAACAACAUUGUGGUGAUGGGAAAAAUAAGUUGACUGUGCACAUUAAUAUAUUAUAAGUAUGUAUACUGUAUAUACGUUUAAGUUUUGAAUUUUCAUGUGUUUUACGUGUGUUUCUGCGAGGCUGGGUUCUCCAUUAAGUUCUGCAGUUUGGUACAUGUUAGGCGGCUGUAGGCCUACCCGGACCUCUCAGAAAUUCCGUGUGUUGGGAUAAUGAGCUUGUCAUGCUUGACUUGUAGACUAUGCACUUUCAGUUGAAACAUUUGCACUAAAUGCAUGUGUGAAUAACUUAACAUUCGUCAUGUGAAGUGGAGUGUCAGAGGCGCUCAAUAGUAGUAGACGUCUCUUUCUUUCUCGUUGUUUUUUCACGAGAGUGAUUGCUAUGUUUUCGUAGUUUAUGAACUUUGGUGAAAUGAAGUUAAACCAACAAACAUCGUACCGUAUAUAGUCUAUUUAAAUUUGAUAACAAAACAUAACAAAACGUCUAUCAUUUGCAGACGAUGAGUCUUCUGAUCUUCUUCGUUGUUUUCCCACCUUCUGUCAAAAUAUGAGUGAA